CUCAUGCUGUUUUCUGUUCCAUCUAGGAUGGUGCUGUCUCUAGAUAAAUGGUUUUGGUGGCACGAAUACUGGUUCCCACCAGGAUUCACCUGGGAGGACAUAAAGGAAUCUGGGAGUAUCUCAUACCCCAAACCUCGAGAUCUCCUGCACAUCGUGCCCUAUGCCCUGCUCUUAGUUGGUGUCCGAUAUCUCUUUCAAAGAUUCAUAGCCCGGCCCCUGGGCAGAAAGCUAGGGGUGAGGGACAAGGUGAGAUUGAACGCUCCACCCAAUACUGUGCUGGAAACCUUCUACGCUACUCGUAGCAAGAAGCCAAAGGAGGGGCAGCUGAUCAGUUUAUCCAAGCAGUGUGACUUGCCUACCAGAAAGGUGGAGAGGUGGUUCCGAUACCGGCGGAACCAGGACAAACCCAGUCUGACUACAAAAUUCUGUUCAGUGAGUUGGAGUUCUUUGUGUUACCUCAUUUCCUUCUGCACUGGACUUGUGGUCUUGUAUGAUAAGCCCUGGUUUUGGGACCCAAGAGAAUGCUGGGUGGGGUAUCCACAGCAGCCACUACAGCGCUCUAUGUACUGGUACUACAUGAUGGAACUCACCUUUGCCUUGGCACUGACUUUCACCAUGGCCUUUGAUGUGAAAAGAAAGGACUUUAAGGAACAAAUGGUGCACCACGCAACUACCAUCAUCCUGAUCAGUUACUCAUACUGUGCCAAUUACCUCCGGAUUGGGUCUUUGGUGAUGUUGCUCCAUGUUUCUUCCACUGCUCUCCUAGAGCUAACCAAGUUGCUUCAUUACUUGAACUGGAGACGCGCAAGCCACCUUCUCUUCUUAACUUUCUCAUUCGUUUUCCUUGUUACUCGGCUCGUCGUUUUCCCAUGCAGGGUGCUGUAUACUUCACUUUAUAUUUCCAUGGAGUUCCUCCAGCCCUUCUUCGGAUACUAUUUCAUGAAUACUCUCCUGAUGGUUUUGCAGCUGCUGCACAUCUUCUGGGCCAGCCUAGUCAUUCACAUGCUCUACAAAUUCAUCAAUGGCACGAUAAAAAACGAUGCAAGAAGUGACACAGAAGAAAGUGAUGAGAGUGAAGAGGUGCAAGAACAGAACAACAAAGAGAAAAAUGGGACCAUGCAUUUCAGCAACGUCACAAACAAUUGCAGCCAAAGUAACAGCUACCACUCUGAAACCAGCCAAAGUAAUGUGGCCCAACAACUAACUGGCAGAGCCCAUCUCACUAAUGGCUAUGCUGAGGAAAGGUACAUAUCUCAGGCAAAUACUUCCCUUCAGAAGCAGGUCCCUUACUUAACCAAUACAGCCUUCUUCCUCACCUGUGGGAGUGUGGGUUUUGGGUAGUUAGUGAAGUGUUCUUAAGCAAUUCCCAAUUAUUGUUCAUGCUUUUCUGUUUAAAUUCUUCCUCCUAGCUG
This is a messenger RNA of Trachemys scripta elegans, 1412 nucleotides long. Its product is annotated as ceramide synthase 4-like. The transcript is spliced from 11 exons. Gene Ontology annotation, biological process: ceramide biosynthetic process. Gene Ontology annotation, molecular function: sphingosine N-acyltransferase activity; DNA binding. NCBI's taxonomy places the organism in Eukaryota, Metazoa, Chordata, Testudines, Emydidae. The record is from RefSeq and is a predicted model, not a curated record. The coding region runs from base 4 to 1341 and encodes 445 amino acids. Gene Ontology annotation, cellular component: membrane.